This is a messenger RNA of Toxotes jaculatrix (banded archerfish), 1819 nucleotides long. RefSeq names its product insulin-like growth factor binding protein, acid labile subunit (gene igfals). The record is from RefSeq and is a predicted model, not a curated record. The transcript is spliced from 2 exons. Gene Ontology annotation, molecular function: protein binding. NCBI's taxonomy places the organism in Eukaryota, Metazoa, Chordata, Actinopteri, Toxotidae. Bases 76 to 1809 code for a protein of 577 amino acids. Gene Ontology annotation, cellular component: plasma membrane.
UUUGUACAAGGUUCAGUCAUUCAGUAUUUCACAGCCUGCCCACCUUAAAUCAAGACCGCUCAGAUUUAAUCGGGUAUGCAGACCAUUGUGCUGUUGGUGCUGUGGGUACUGGGGACAUCACUGGUGUUGCCAGACCCUGACACAGCUGGAGUAAAGGUAACUGAAGAGCCUAUUCCAUGUUCUAAGGGAUGUGCCUGCCUGCACGAUGACUACAGCUUUGAGCUCAACAUGUACUGCAGUGCUCGUAACUUCACACAAGUCCCGUCUGACAUGCCAACAUCCACUCACUCUCUCUGGCUGGACGGUAACUUGUUCACCACACUCCCAGCAGUGUCUUUUAAGGAUCUCACCAACCUGGACUUUUUGAAUCUGCAAAGUGGCAAGCUGGUGGCACUUGACCCUCAAGCUUUCAAAGGGCUUAUGUCACUAGCACACAUUCACCUUGAGCGAAAUUACAUCCGCGCGUUACCAGGUACAAUCUUCCAGAAUACACCUAACCUUGCUUCACUUAGUCUGCACAACAACCAGCUCACUCGUAUUGAAGAGAGACUAUUUGCAGGACUCUCACACAUGUGGCUUCUCAACCUAGGAUGGAACUCAAUAGCAGUCUUGCCUGAAGCAGCUUUCCAAGACCUGCAAGGUCUACGAGAGCUUGUUCUUGCAGGAAACAGACUCGCUUACUUGCAGCCACAGCUUUUCCAGAAUCUUGUUGAGCUUAAAGAGCUGGAUCUAACAGGAAAUUACCUAAAGGUCAUCAAAGCUAAUGUGUUUGUUAAACUCACUAAACUGCAAAAGCUUUACCUGGCCCAGAAUCACAUUGUGACAGUGGUGCCCAGAGCCUUUGCAGGUAUGAAGUCGCUCAGAUGGUUGGAUCUCACAAACAACAGGCUGACUUCUCUGCAUGACGAAACUUUCUUCGGCCUGCUUAACCUUCACGUACUGCGUCUCUCCAACAACUCCAUCACUGGAAUUAGGCCCAGGACUUUCCGGGAUUUGCAGUAUUUAGAAGAACUAAGACUGAGUUACAACAAGAUACGAGCCCUGGGGGAGAGGAUCUUUGAAGGGCUUGGUCAUCUGGAGGUCUUAGAACUAGAACACAAUCAAGUGCAAGAAGCACAAAUGGGUAGUUUCACAGGCCUCCCUCAUGUGGCUGUUAUCAACCUGUCUGGAAGCUGCUUCCACAGUCUGCCAGACCAAGUAUUCAAAGGGCUGUCAAAGCUUCACAGCCUUCAUCUGGACAGAGGCUGCCUCACAAGAAUCACAACUCAAGCUUUCACUGGACUUUCUGGUCUAAGGAGGCUUUUCUUGCAGCACAACAACAUCUCUGUGGUGGAACGCCAGAGCUUUGCAGAUCUGGUGGGCUUAUUGGGACUGGAUUUGAGUUUCAACAAGUUGGAGGUUCUCACACCCCACACAUUCUCUGGCCUCAAAAAUUUGGAAUACCUGCUGUUGUCCAACAAUGACUGUCGACAGUUUUUGCAGAACGGCACAAAGCAGCUACUUCCAAAGCUGCGCUAUCUGGAUCUGAGGGCUAAUGCCUUGACAAGCAUGGUCCCUGAUUUCCCAGGUAACAUGGAAAAACUUUUGCUGUCUGGGAACCGAUGGAAAUGUGACUGCAGCACCUUCCCGCUCAGAAACUACAGCUUGAGGAAUCCGUUGGUGAUCCCUCGCCGCGUGGAGACCCACGCAGAGGGUGAAGAGCCUGACACAACUAUCACCAUAUACAACAACAUUACAUGCACCAGCCCACCACGUCUAGCUGGUCAGGACCUACGGGAUAUUGACAAUGAAGUCUUCCAAAGCUGCUAAGCAGACACAU